Molecule: messenger RNA, 312 nt
Organism: Acaromyces ingoldii
Lineage: Eukaryota; Fungi; Basidiomycota; Exobasidiomycetes; Exobasidiales; Cryptobasidiaceae
Exons: 2
Coding region: 1-312 (103 amino acids)
Source: RefSeq, a predicted model, not a curated record
AUGGAACAACAUUCCACCGAUUCAUCGACGCUGAGACGUCGCAGAGGAGGUGCUACUGCAGCAGACACGAAGGCGCCUCCUGCUCCACGAAGACAGAGGCGGAGAGGAUCGGUAAUUGUCAAGCAUGUCUGGCCCUACUACAUCUGGUUCGAGGGCACCUUCAGCCUGGCUAUGCUCGAGUUUUGGGAAAAGUGUCUCUUCUUCGCAAUCUUUUCGGCCCUCACCUUGCUCGUGUCCUACUACCUCGUCUUUCACCUUGCCGCCAAUGCUCGCUUCAUCCUCAAACGCACCAUGUACUACCUCUUCGGCUGA